CAGGUGCAGCCAUAGAAUAAGGCUCAUAACAACCGUUACCAACGCAGUGUGAGGGAGCUGUCCAGGCCUUUUUUUCCCUGAGAAAACCUUUUGAGUUUAGCUGUUUUCGCUUAGAGAGACGCUGGAGGCUCGAGGCCAUGACUUUGAACCAGAACCACUCAGAGUCUGGCGGUGUCAUCAUCAACAACAGUGAGAGCGUGUUGAUGAGUCAUCCUAAAGUGGAGUUGGUUUUCUGUGAUGCGGACACCCUGCCUGAGCCGUUCAGAAAGAGCAAGAAGGGGAGCCUCUACUUGACACCGUACAGGGUAAUCUUCGUGGCUAAAGGACGGGAUGCGCUGCAGUCCUUUAUGAUGCCGUUCUACCUGAUGAAGGGCUGUGAGAUCAAACAACCCGUUAUGGGCGCCAAUUACGUCACUGGCACUGUGACCGCGGAGCAGGGAGGUGGAUGGGAGGGAAGCGCUACCUUCAAGCUUGUUUUCGCUGCGGGCGGAGCCAUAGAAUUUGGACAAUUCAUGCUGCACGUUGCAGCUCAGGCUUGUAAAGGCCAACCUGUGACUCCUGGCUUUGGUGGAUGCCCUUAUAUGGCUAACGGAGGCUGUGGUUACCCCCCUCCCCCUGCUAAUGGGAUGUACCCUCAAGGACCUCCCCCCAGCUACUCCUACCCCAAUCCUCCUCCUCCAGGGGGGUUCUACCCGAGUCCUCCAGCUUUCGAUGCCUCUGCCAGCUAUGUACCUCCACCCCCCUACUCUGCUCCUCUGGGUCAGCAGCCGCCACGUGACCCAGAUCUGCCGUCCUCAGCAGCAGCGGAGGCUAAAGCAGCAGAAGCAGCAGCCAGCGCCAGCCCUGCCACCCUGCCUCCUACACAUGUGUACCUGCCACAGGACAAGCCUCCACCGUACUCUCCUCCAGAGGACAAGAAGAACCAGUAGACGUGCUCGACCCCCCCUGAUUGUCCCACUUCCUUCUGGACCAUCUCUUCUCUCAUUCCACUGACUCUACAUCAGGAGGGAUUUAGUCCUCAUCUCCCCUCUGGGUCUUCCUUACUAACAUUUUCAUUCCUCCUCGAUGUCUCCCUCAGUGUGGUCUGCUUGGUUCUCCUCAGAAGCACCUUUUACUUCCUAGAAAGUAACAAGAGACAAGAACGGAUGGUUCUGGUGUUGGUUGCCUUCCCGUUGUGUCCCCUGAACCCGUCCCCACCUUUAGCUCUAGCUCUGAUGGUAUUUGUUUCACUAAAAUGACCAGAGGCGAACUAAAUGCAGGCUUAUUUUUCUAUUCUUUGGUUGUACAGGUUUAAAGAGAGGCUAUUUUAUGGAGAACACUAAGGUGAAGUUAUGGAGUAGUUUUUGUAAAAUCUCUGUUUUGACAUGCUUUAGUGGAUAUAAGAGGACUACACAGAUUAAAGCCCCCGGCAGUGAAUCCCUGAUCCGGGAUUAGAGCAGAGGGUGGAUUAUCCCGCCAGGAGCAGACCAGCCACCCGAUGAUGUCACGUCCUGUUCGGUGAUGCUCAGACUACACCUCAUUUCUCUGACGUCCAUUUUUCCCUGAUAGUAACAUGACCGCUCAGAGGACCGUCUCAGUUUCUGUGCUCGUAAUCUAAACUCCUCGGUUUCAGUCGAUCUGAGCGUGUCAGUAUCUGAGCCUCGUUCCUUCCUUCCUUCCUCUGUGGUCAUUUAUCUGUAUCCUGUAUCUUGUCGCACAUCGGCUGCUGAUUCU
Messenger RNA from Cyprinodon variegatus (sheepshead minnow), 1713 nucleotides. It is a transcript of the gene wbp2, whose product is annotated as WW domain binding protein 2. NCBI's taxonomy places the organism in Eukaryota, Metazoa, Chordata, Actinopteri, Cyprinodontiformes, Cyprinodontidae. Gene Ontology annotation, molecular function: chromatin DNA binding; transcription coactivator activity. Gene Ontology annotation, biological process: positive regulation of DNA-templated transcription. Bases 138 to 929 code for a protein of 263 amino acids. Gene Ontology annotation, cellular component: nucleus. The record is from RefSeq and is a predicted model, not a curated record. The transcript is spliced from 8 exons.